GCCAAUUGACUGGAUUGUUUACUCUGAGGGCAAAUUGCUGGUUUAUGUCAUGUACUGUGUGGAGAGUUACAUCCUGAUAAUUUGCACUUGUGGUCACUCUGUCAUUCAGUUUCUCGUUUUGCAUUUUGGCUCAGAGGAGCCCAGCAUAUCAACGACAGGCAGAACAGCAGCUGGCAGAAGGGAGAUACAAACUUCAGGUUUUCGCCCUCCUUCAGAUUCUUGCCACGAUUGGAUCGGACCUCCUGAUCAGCAUUCAAACCUCCGGCCAAUAAUAUUUUAUAUUCCUAAACAUGAAUCUCCACUGGAACGCAGACUUAGAGAACUUAGACAAGAAACGCAAGCUUGGAAUCAGCAAUUCUGGGCAAACCAGAAUGUAUUGUUUAAAAAGGAAAAAGAAGAGUUCGUUCGCUCCAGAUUGAAAGCCAAAGGUCUAGAAUUGAGAGAUGAACAAGGGCAGAGAGUAACACUGGACGCUGAAGAAAUGGCUGAAUUUUACAAAGCUUUCUUAAGUAAAAACUAUAAAAAGCAGCUAUUUUAUAACAGGGAUUGGUACAAACGGAAUUUGACCAUCACAUUCAUCAUGGGUCGAGUGGCAUUAGAGAGAGCAUGGAGAAGACUUGGGUUUAAAAAGAUAAGAACUGAGGGCUAGUACGUUGCAGCACCAGGUACCUUGGGAAGAUGGCCUUACUAUUUCUUAGAAACCGAAUUGGAAUGGUGGCUGUCCUCAGGUCUUGAAGGAGCUUCAGAUAUGAAUGAAAGUUGAGUUGGGUCUUUCUCUGCUACUUUUUAUAGCACCAGAUAUCUCCCUUUUAGUUGAAAGAUAAACUGGUAACAUCAAAAUUGUACCGUAUUUAUAGAAAAAAGGGCUCAUGGUGUCUUUAUUUCUGGUUCCACAAAUCAGUUUUCGUGCCUUCUUUGUCUGUGGCCUGGCACUUGCAUUCCACAUUGGUGAAAACAC
Messenger RNA from Gekko japonicus, 958 nucleotides. RefSeq names its product apoptogenic 1, mitochondrial (gene APOPT1). Gene Ontology annotation, biological process: intrinsic apoptotic signaling pathway. Lineage: Eukaryota; Metazoa; Chordata; Lepidosauria; Squamata; Gekkonidae. The record is from RefSeq and is a predicted model, not a curated record. Gene Ontology annotation, cellular component: mitochondrion. The coding region runs from base 50 to 649 and encodes 199 amino acids. The transcript is spliced from 5 exons.